Messenger RNA from Frankliniella occidentalis (western flower thrips), 2569 nucleotides. Its product is annotated as peroxidase. Lineage: Eukaryota; Metazoa; Arthropoda; Insecta; Thysanoptera; Thripidae. Gene Ontology annotation, biological process: response to oxidative stress. Bases 532 to 2529 code for a protein of 665 amino acids. Gene Ontology annotation, molecular function: peroxidase activity; heme binding. The record is from RefSeq and is a predicted model, not a curated record. The transcript has 12 exons.
CUGCCCCCUGCGCCGGCUACCGCCCCAUCCCGCCCUGUCAGUGUGUGCAUCUCAAACGCGUGUCCAACUACGACAAUGUCCAGGCUGGAGAUCGCUCGCCUAUGAGAGGGGCGAAGAGAGGAAACCGAUCGUCAGCUGGUUGCCAGUCUGAGAGUCUCACUCCGUUCCCGUGCUAUCAUUACCCCUUAUUCCCGGUAAAGGCACAUUUCUGUCACCCCCUCCUUCGUUAUUCCCCGGAUCCGCCGGAUCACCCGUCCCUCAGUCAGCCAGUGUGUCAAUUGUCAAAGAGUGAAGGACAGAUGGGAAAAAUAAAGCAAAUGGGAUUUAGGGAGUAAUCGGCGAGAUAUUUGGACAGCUUGUGUAAACUGACGUGAAGCGCGCUUUCGCUGGCGCGAAUAAAGUAUUAAUUGCACUACAAGGUUGCGAGCGCCUUGUGGCGCGGCUGACGGCCCUGUCGGAAGAGAUAUAAGACAAGUGAACGGAAAUGUUUCCUCGCUGAUAUCGGUGCUGGCAGUCGCAUCAGUCAGCAGGAUGGUCUCCUCUAGAACGGUCCUACGCUGCACCGCGGCGGCGGUGCUGGUCCUCGCCAUGGUCCAUGCGACGGAGGCCCAAAGAUUAAGAUCAAGGUCACAACAACAGCAGCAGCGGCAGCAGCAGCAGCAGCAGCAGCAGCAGCAGCAACAGACGUCAAGCAGCAGCAGCACUGCCUCCGGGGUGGACACGUCGUGCCCCGCGGCGCGCUCCCCGCGCUGCCAGGCCGUGCCGCCGCAGUACAGGCCGGUGGACGGCUCCUGCCACAAGGCGGACCGCGUCCUCGGCAUGUCCGGCACGCCCUACACCAGGAUCCGGAGGCCCAACUAUGCCGACGGCGUCCACGCGCCCAGAGCCGGCGUCACCCGCGCCGCCCUGCCCAGCCCGAGAGAGGUCGUGAACCGCCUGCACCCCGACGUGGACGUGCCGAACCCCGUGGUCAACCAUUUCUUCAUGAACUGGGGCCAGCUGGUGGCGCACGACAUCACGCUGCUCGACACCAACUUCCCGGAGGCCAACUCGGCGUGCUGCGCGCAGGCCGCCCGCGCCGCCAACCGCGCGACCGACUCGUGCGCCCGCAUCGACAUCCCCGCCAACGACCCCUUCUUCCGCCGCCACGGCGUCACCUGCCUCGGCGUGGAGCGGUCCGGGUCGCAGAUCUGCGAGGCGCGCCACCACGAGCAGAGAAACAUGGUGACGCACUACAUGGACGCCUCGCACGUGUACGGUUCGGACACGGCCAAGGCGCAGCGCCUGCGGGCGGGCCAGGGCGGGCGGCUGCGCGUGCGCACCAUCAACGGCGAGGAGCACCUGCCCGCCGACGAGCAGGGCGACCUCUUUGCCGGUGACGUGCGCGUCGUGGUGACGGCCAUGCUGUCCGCCGUGCACACUGUGCUGCUCCGCGAGCACAACCGCCUGGCGCGCGGCCUGGCCACGAUCAACCCGCAGUGGGGCGACGAGCGGCUGUACCAGGAGGCGCGCCGCAUCGUCAUCGCGCAGUGGCAGCUCAUCACCUACCGCGACUGGCUGCCCUGGCUCAUCGGCGCUGACGCGGUGAGCAGGAACAACCUGCGGCCGGCGCAGAGCGGCUACAGCCAGGCCUACAGCGCGCAGACCGACCCCAGGACCGCCAACGACUUCGCCGCCGCGGCCUUCCGCUCCUUCCACUCGCUCAUCCAGAACAACAUUUGGUUCGGGCGCAGUGGCCGCCAGGGCGGCACCGUCGUGGACGUCCCCGCCGACAUCGUCCUCCGGUCCGGCAUGGUGCAGGCCGUGGUGGAGGGCAUGCUGUACCAGCCCAGCCAGGAACAGGACCAGUUCAUGGCCGACCAGAUUAAGAACCGCAUGUUCGCCAACGGCAGAGCGUUCGGCGGCGAUCUGAUCGCCACGGACAUCAUGCGAGGCCGUGAGCACGGUCUUCCCAGCUACAACGAUUACCGGCAGACGUGCGGACUACGCAGGGCUAGCAACUGGCAGGGAUUCUCCGACCUCAUCAGCCAGCGGAACAUCCAGAUCCUUCAGUCUCUGUACGCCCACCCGGACGACGUGGACUACUACGUGGGCGGCCUUCUGGAGCGCCGCAGCGACACCUCCGCGACGGCCUCCAUCACGUCCCCGGUGUUCCAGUGCAUCGUCGUCGACCAGUUCCGUCGCUACAAGGAGGGCGACCCGUACUUCUUCGACUUGGCCGGCCCCGGACAGCGCUUCUCGCCAGCCCAACUCCAGGAGAUCCGCAAGCAGACGGCGUCCAAGCUCAUGUGCGACAACAUCCCGGCCCUGAACGUCGUGCCGCGCAACGCCUUCUUGAAGAUCGGAGUGCAAGGAAACAGCAACGUGCAGUGCAGCCAGCUGCCCGGCCUGGACCUGACGCCCUGGAGGGAGGGCGGCUCCAGCACUCAGCAGCGAAGCCAGCAGCAGCAACAGCAACAACCCUGCGAGCAGGCGCAGCAGGCGUCGCGGCAGCAGCCACAGCAGCAGCGGAGGAGCUGGUGGGGCUAGGGCCCAACAAGUUCAAUAAAGAUAGUCUGCAUUACUAUGA